AUGGCAACUGCAUUAGGCAUUGGUCAUUCACAAGUUUAUAGAGUGAUGAAUUCGGAGGUCAGAAACAGACCAGCAGGUUCAACACAGUUAAGAGCAAUAACAAGAGUUACACACGAUGUUCUUCGAGAAAAACUAAUCAAUGAAGUCCUACCAGCAAUAAGAUCAAAAUGGCUAGCAAAUGGGGUGAAAGAUAUUUGGAUUCAACAAGAUAACGCCAAGCCACAUAUUUUAACAAAUGAUCAAGCAUUCAAUGAAGAAGCCAAGAAAGAUGGAUUUAACAUUAGACUAGUUUAUCAACCGCCCUCUAGUCCAGAUAUGAACAUCUUAGACUUGGGUUUGUUUAGUGCUCUACAAUCAAUUCAAUUCAAGUCAUUCCCCAAAGACCUCAAUGAUUUGAUCAAGGCGGUCAAUGAUGCGUACGACACUUUUGAACCAAAGCUUAUGAACUACACGUGGAUACAAUAUCAACUAUGCAUGAUAGAGGUGUUGAAAGCUAAAGGCGGUAAUAACUACAAGAAUCCACACAUUGGAAAACAAAGAUUGGACAGGUUGGGUAUGUUGCCUAGGCAAUUAGAAAUUCCGCAAGAACUAAUAGAUGCAGCACGUCAAUUUUUAUCUCAUGGCCGCUUUGGCUUAGGUUCCACCUUGUCAAGUAAUGCAUAA
This is a messenger RNA of Amaranthus tricolor (Joseph's coat), 663 nucleotides long. RefSeq lists its product as uncharacterized. The record is from RefSeq and is a predicted model, not a curated record. NCBI's taxonomy places the organism in Eukaryota, Viridiplantae, Streptophyta, Magnoliopsida, Caryophyllales, Amaranthaceae. The transcript has 2 exons. Gene Ontology annotation, molecular function: nucleic acid binding. Bases 1 to 663 code for a protein of 220 amino acids.